AUGGAUCAACAAUUUUUGUCCCAACUGGAACAAACAUUAGGCGCUAUUGUUCAACCAAACUCAGCCGGGUUGAAAGAAGCUACUAAAACUUUGCAAAACCAAUUUUAUAAACAAGCAUCAACUGUUCCUGCUUUAAUUCACAUUUUACAAAACAGUCAAGAUGAUGCGUUAAAACAACUGUCAGGUGUAGAAGCAAGAAAGUUGAUUCCAAAGUUCUGGAAAGAUUUAGACACUGAAGUUAAAAAUCAAAUUAAGAGUAGCUUACUACAAACUAGUUUCUCAGAACCAAAGGAAAUAGUUCGUCAUGCUAAUGCUCGUGUUAUUGCUGCAAUUGGUACUGAAGAAUUGGAAGCACAACAAUGGCCUGAUUUAAUUCCAAAUUUGAUCCAAGCUGCCUCGGGCGAAGAUGCCACUACUAGACAGACCUCCACGUUUAUUUUAUUGUCAUUACUAGAAGACUAUACCCCGAGUUUAAUGGCCUAUAUUGAUGAUUUCUUAAACUUAUUUGGUCAAUUGAUAAAUGAUUCUGCAUCUUUGGAAACUAGAUCAUUGGCUGCUCAAUCUUUAAACCAUGUUUCAGGUUUGAUAGAAGAACAAGAUCAAAUUAAUCCACAGCAGGCUUCUAAAUUUGCUUCUUUAGUUCCAUCUGUCGUUGGAGUUUUAGAUGCUGUUAUCAAAGCUGAUGAUACUAGCAAUACAAAAAAAAUAUUUAAUUGCUUAAAUGAUUUCUUGUUGCUAGAUUCUCAAUUGACUGGCAAUACCAUUGGUGAUUUGGUCAAACUUUCAUUACAAAUUGCCUCCAAUACCAAUUUAGAUGAAGAUGUCAGGGUCUUUGCCUUACAAUUUAUAAUUUCUGCCUUAUCUUAUCGUAGAUCAAAGGUUUCUCAAGCUAAAUUGGGCCCUGAAAUUACUAUGACUGCUUUAAAAGUUGCUUCUGAAGAAAUUGAUGUUGAUGAUGAACUAAAUAACGAAGAUGAAGCUGGUGAAAAUGAAGAGAAUACACCUUCAUUAACUGCCAUUAGAUUAUUGGCGUUUGCAUCUUCUGAAUUACCUCCAUCUCAAGUUUCUUCUGUAAUUAUCGAUAACUUAUCUAACAUGAUGCAAUCAACUAAUCAGUUUGAAAGAAGAUCAAUCUUAUUGGCAAUAUCUGUUGCUGUUACAGGCUCUCCUGAUUAUAUUUUAACUAAUUUUGAUAAAAUUAUUCCUGCCACAAUCACAGGUUUAAAAGAUACCGAACCGGUUGUGAAAUUGGCUGCUUUGAAGUGUAUUCAUCAAUUAACAUCAGAUUUACAAGAUGAAGUUGCAAAAUUCCAUGAACAAUACUUGCCAUUAAUUAUUGAUAUUAUCGAUUCUGCUAAAUUUGUUGUUAUUUAUAAUUAUGCUACUGUUGCUCUUGAUGGUCUAUUAGAAUUUAUUGCCUAUGAAGCCAUUGCUAAAUAUUUGGAGCCUUUGAUGAACAAGUUAUUUUUUAUGUUACAAAAUAAUAACUCUUCAAAAUUAAGAUGUGCUGUAGUUUCUGCUAUUGGAUCUGCUGCUUUUGCUGCAGGUACUGCAUUCACCCCAUACUUUAAGAACAGUGUUCAAUAUUUAGAACAAUUUAUUCAAAACUGUUCCCAAAUUGAAGGUAUGUCCGAAGAAGAUAUCGAAUUAAGAGCAAUCACUUUUGAGAAUAUCUCAACUAUGGCAAGGGCUGUCAGAUCUGAUGCUUUUGCCGAAUUCGCAGAACCAUUGGUGAACUCUGCUUAUGAAGCUAUCAAAACUGACUCUGCUAGAUUAAGAGAAUCAGGUUACGCAUUUAUUGCUAAUCUAUCUAAAGUUUAUGGUGAAAACUUUGCUCCAUUUUUAAAAACAGUAUUACCCGAAAUUUUCAAAACAUUAGAAUUAGAUGAAUAUCAGUUUAACUUUGAUGGUGAUGCAGAAGAUCUCGCCGCCUUUGCUGAUGGUGCUACUGAAGAGGAUUUGCAAAACAAGUUCACUGUGAAUACUGGUAUUGCUUAUGAAAAAGAAGUUGCUGCAGCUGCGCUAUCUGAAUUAGCCUUGGGAACUAAACAAAAUUUCUUACCUUACGUAGAGCAAUCUAUUAAGGUAUUAGCUGAACAAGUUGAUGAAUCAUACGGUUUAAAAGAAACUGCUUUAAGCACAUUAUGGAACAUUGUUAAAGCCGUCUUUUUAGCCUCUAAUAUUGAGCCAGAUAACUAUCCAAAGGGGAUCCCCUCAACAUCAUAUGUUGAUGCCAGUAUUCUUGCCGUCAUCCAGAAUGUAAGAAGUGUUUCCAUGACUAAUUUAACCGAAGAAUUCGAAACAUCUAUGGUGAUUACUGUCUUAGAAGAUUUUUCAAAUAUGAUAAAACAAUUUGGCCCAGUAAUUAUUAUGGAUAACGGUGACUCAUCAAUGUUGGAAGCUUUAUGUAUGCAAGUUUUGAGCGUUUUAAAGGGCACACACACUUGUCAAACGAUUGAUCUUGAGGAUGAUGUUCCAAAGGAUGAAGAUAUGGAUGCCUCUGAGACGGAAGCUACCUUAUUAGAUGUUGCUUUAGAAGUAUUAGUUAGCUUAUCCUAUGCUUUAGCAGGUGAUUUUGCUAAAAUUUUCGAAAACUUUAAGCCAGUAAUCUUACAAUUAUGCCAAGCCAAAUCUAAAAAUAAGAGAUCAUCUGCCGUCGGUGCUACCUCUGAAAUUGCUUUAGGUAUGAAGUCUCAAAAUCCAUUCAUCCAAGAAAUGCUAGAAACUUUACUAAUACGUUUGACUACUGAUAAAUCGUUAGACGUUAGAGGUAAUGCUGCAUAUGGUGUUGGUUUAUUAGUUGAAUAUGCCUCCUUUGAUACCUUAUCUAUUUAUCCUCCAGUAUUGAAAGCUUUGUACGAAUUAUUAAGUGCUGCUGACCAAAAGAUUGCUUUAAGUACUGAUGAUGAAUCUACUACUGAGAUGAUUGAACGUGCGUUUGCUAAUGCUUGUGGUUGUGUCUCUAGAAUGGCCUUAAAGAAUGAGAGUGGUGUACCAGUUGACCAAGCUAUUCCAGCGAUGCUAGCACAUUUACCAUUAACAAUUAGUUACGAAGAAUACACCCCAAUUUUUGAAUUAAUAAUUAAAUUAUAUCAAUCUAAUAGCAGCGCCGUCACAAAUCACACUCCAAAAAUCGUUGAAUUUUUUGCAGCUGUUUUCCAAAAAGACAAUGAAAGAAUCAAAUUGGAGCAAGAGUCUACUUUAGGUAGAGAAGAAAAUAUGGAAAGAUUGAAACAAUUCCAGACAGAUGAAAUGAAAGUUAAAGUUGUCGAAUUAUUGAAAUAUUUAAAUACCAAUUUCAACGGCAUUGUUGCUCAAAAUAGCAUCCUAGCUCCAAUUGUUGCCUAG
Molecule: messenger RNA, 3348 nt
Organism: Henningerozyma blattae CBS 6284
Lineage: Eukaryota; Fungi; Ascomycota; Saccharomycetes; Saccharomycetales; Saccharomycetaceae
Gene: KAP123
Product: karyopherin KAP123
Exons: 1
Coding region: 1-3348 (1115 amino acids)
Biological process (GO): protein import into nucleus
Cellular component (GO): nucleus; cytoplasm
Molecular function (GO): nuclear import signal receptor activity; small GTPase binding
Source: RefSeq, a predicted model, not a curated record